ACGACCGUGCCGGUUUCGAAGUACGCGUUGCCAGAUUAUUCAGGUACGGCAAUUCUUCUGCGCUAUAUUCUCGCUCCAAAUUAGAUAGACAUUGAGCGCGCGCGAGAAACGCGCGCAGUGAGAUCGUUCGCACUCCAUAGCAGGCCUUGCUCGACUUUGGCCGCAAUGGGGGCCGCUAUCGGGCGGGGCACCUGCCCGCUUGACGGGGCGCCCGCUGGACGCGAGGCGCCAGAUGCGGGGGCCUGGCUGCAACGCGCGAUCGCUCUUUGCCCGUGCGCCAUGGCCCAUGCCCAGACGCCCAGGGACCCGAGGCAGCUUGCUGCUGGCGGCCGCCGCUGGCUGCUGGCCGCCAAUGGCUGCUGGCCGGCGCCGCUCGCCGCAGGGCGGCCGCCGCCAGCGGCCGCCGUGGGCCCCCCGCGCGCCGCGUCGCCAGAGGCCCCCGCAGCGCAGCCGCGAAGGGGCGCGCGCGUCGGCAAGGGCCGGCCUCCGCUUGCGCCGAAGCCCUCGCCCAAGCCGGUCGCGCCAGUUCGGCGGGCAAGCGCCGAGUCCGAGCCCGACAUGGAGGAGCUGUGCGCGUCCUCCGACAGGGGUUCGCGCGCCGACGAGUACCAGGAGAAGGCGAGUCUCUCCCCGGCGAGCUCCGCCGA
This is a messenger RNA of Prorocentrum cordatum, 647 nucleotides long. The record is from the annotation of a GenBank genome assembly. Lineage: Eukaryota; Dinophyceae; Prorocentrales; Prorocentraceae.